Molecule: messenger RNA, 1868 nt
Organism: Thunnus maccoyii (southern bluefin tuna)
Lineage: Eukaryota; Metazoa; Chordata; Actinopteri; Scombriformes; Scombridae
Product: transcription factor HES-2-like
Exons: 4
Coding region: 1043-1867 (274 amino acids)
Biological process (GO): regulation of transcription by RNA polymerase II; anterior/posterior pattern specification; regulation of neurogenesis
Cellular component (GO): nucleus
Molecular function (GO): DNA-binding transcription factor activity, RNA polymerase II-specific; RNA polymerase II cis-regulatory region sequence-specific DNA binding; protein dimerization activity
Source: RefSeq, a predicted model, not a curated record
AUUUGAUGGGUUGUCAUGUCCUUGCAGUUUUUAUUUAAAAUCUGGAAAUAUCAAAGUUGUAAUUCAGAUAUUGAUGUAUACUUCACACGGCACGAUGGUUGGUUAUUUAAUAUACCAAGUCCACAAGUGAAUAGUAAACACCCAGUUAAAAGUUAGAAACACGGGCUCAUUUUAUAUUUUGCGGUGGCUAUUGUGAUAGUGACUCCCUCACUACCCACCCUCUGUUUUUUUUAGCCCCCACCGCCCUGUGUUAGGCGUUGGCAGCUUCGGGAUACACCCUACAGGUAUAGACCCCCCCUGGGCAGAAACUGCAUAAAAACAUCAUAUGCAAAACUAUUGUUGUCAAAAUCUAAGAGCAGAUGUUAUUUGAAAGUAGCGUGGCUUGGGUAUGUGAUUGGAGUAAGAGUCUGUAUCUCUGUGGACUCUUCUCUAUACACGCAAGCCUGACCCCUAUGCCAGUAAUGUAUGUAUUGCACCCUGUUACUUAAAGUGUGCAUAUUUAUUAAAUAUACUACAUUAUGAAAAGGAUAUUUUAUCAAAACUUGGGCAAAUUACACACAAAAUAGAAUUGCCUACAAUAAAACCUCAACAGGAAAACAAUAAUAAUGCAAACAAACUAACUACUAACUUCUUAAAUAGAAAAUAUAUAUAUAUUUUAGUGUAAUUUGUUAUGUUUCAUAGUUAAAUCACAAAUAAAUGUUGGAUUUGGGUGAAAAAAUGUUACAAAGCUUUUGUUCCAAGACAUCCCUGGGCACUGCGUAAUUACGCACCAGUAAAAAGAAAUAUAUAUAUUAAAAUCAAAAACAAAAUUUCAUCCACUAUAUAUGAAAUAAUGAACGUAAUUGUGUACUAUUUGAUAAGAUGUAAAUGUAAGAGUUUGCAGAAUUGGUAUUUGGGGAAUGAGCAUCCGGUGCGUCCAAACGUAUCUUCUUUACGCACGCAUUUCUUCGGCUUCUUGAUGCAGAUUUUGUUUUAUUUGGUCUAUGGAUCAUAACGCAGACACGCACUGGAGUUGUUACGCUUGGAUUAAAGUAGAGGACAGAUGGUUAUCUUACUAAAUGUGAUGCUUUUCUGUUGUUUUCAUCGAAUACGUGGCCAGUCAAAUCGUUUCGUGUUGGCUUGGGGGCGUACCCGUGACGCACGGAGACCGACGCCAUGGACCUGGAUAUAUACCGUGGCCCAUGGCAGUUUGACACACAUCUUCGUCGAUAUCUGUUUUGGAUACUUCUCUGGUACGAAGACGACUCUCAAAAUGUCUCCAAACAUGACUUGUGAAGCUCUCCAGUCUUUUUCUCCACGACUAAGUGUGGCCAAAAGAAAAGAGGCUCUUGAGCUCAGAAAGACUAUGAAACCUUUAAUGGAAAAAAGAAGGCGCGCCCGUAUCAACGACAGCCUGAACCACUUGAAAAACCUCAUUCUUCCCCUCACAGGCAGAGAUAAGACUCGCUACUCCAAGCUUGAGAAAGCCGACAUCCUAGAAAUGACUGUGAGGUUCCUCAGCGACAUCCCCCCCGUUAACACCAAAAAUUCCACAGACAGUUACAAGGAAGGCUACAAAGCCUGCCUCCAGCGCGUCUCAGCUCUGCUCCCCAAAACGAGCCUGGACCAAGACGCGUGCCAGCGGGUGAACGACUUCGUCCAGCGGUCCAUGUCCGCCACAGUCACCCCAUCCUGCAUGAACUGCUGUGCUCAGAACUCCAAGACUUUCCCGCAGAUCCAGCAGAUCCAGCAGAGACUCUUCAGCCUCAAAUCCAGCUUCAGCUCCAGACUGGAAAGCCAGUCCCGCAGCAGCAGCGGCGCAGUGGCUCCCGGCCGAGCGCAUCCCGGCCCGCAGGCUGUCAGCGCCGCCAUGUGGAGACCUUGGUAGA